CGCAGGAAGCGCAGAGAUAGGCGGUGGUAUGUGCGCCCUUUGAAUACCACACGAGAUCGGGAUGGGGAAUUUGUUUCUCUGGUGCUUCCAAUGCGAAGCCUGGACGAGGAGAGGCAUUUCCAAUAUUUCCGUAUGUCGGCACCAAAGUUCGAUGAUCUCCUUUCGCGAGUCAUCCGUUACCUUCCCGACUCGCACCAAAACCACCGGAACCCGAUCGGGGCUACCCAAAGGCUUGCGGUUACCUUGAGGUACCUGGCAACCGGCAUCGGCCUGCAAGCUCUUUCGGCGAGCUACAAGAUGGGCACCAGCACUGUGUCGGGCAUCGUGGAGGAGAUGUGUUCUGCCAUCUGGGAUGCCCUUCAGGGGGAGUUCAUGGCCUUUCCUUCCCGCGGUCAGUGGCAGGACAUAACGGAGGAAUUUUGGAGGCAGUGGCAGUUUCCCCUGUGUGUCUGGGCGAUUGACGGGAAGCAUGUCAGACUCAGAGCUCCAGCACGAUCGGGAAGUGACUACUACAACUACAAAGGUUUUUUUUCAAUUGCCCUUAUGGCUGCUGCUGAUGCCAACUACAGAUUAAUUUAUGUAGAUGUUGGCGCAUACGGGCGUGAGAGCGAUGGAGGUGUCUUGGGUCGCAGUGCCUUCGGAUCCAGACUGGCAGAGGGCAACCUCAAUCUACCCGCCCCUGCUGUCCUACCAGGCACCACAACGCCCAGUCCUUAUUUUUUUCUGGGGGAUGAGGCCUUUCCCCUACAGGUGAACCUGAUGCGUCCCUAUCCAGGUACUAACCUGCAGGAUAGGAAGCGCAUCUACAACUACCGACAGGCCAGGGCGAGACGCGUAGUGGAGAAUGCCUUUGGCAUAUUGGCUGCGCGCUUCAGAAUCUUUGGCCGUCCAAUUGACUGCCAACCUGAAAAGGCGGUGAAGAUUGUGAAGGCGUGCGUGGCUCUCCACAACUUCCUGGCAUCCACCGAACGAGCCAGAUACAUGCCCGCCUCCUUUGUGGAUACGACCGCUGACACCGGAGAGGUCCAGCCUGGAGAGUGGAGGCAGCAUGUCGAGGGGGACCGGAAUAUGGUCGACGGACCACGGUGUUCGGUCGGCAGAGCCAGACCAUCUCAAAGAGCGGCCCUUGUCAGGGAGCAGCUGGCAGACUAAUUUCUGUCGGAUGCUGGCGUGUUUCCCCACCAGUACAAUGUGCUACGAUUGGGCACUGACCAAUAAACGCAUUGUUCACUUGGAAGCAUGACUUCUAAUUUAUUAGUUAUCACAUUACACAAGUUAACUAAUUUGGUUUACGUCAAACUCAUUAAUUCAUAUCCAUAUAAAAUGUUUAUACAACGAGCUACUGCCUUGACAGAUGAAUUAAUUAUUUAAGUGUACGCCUAUAGCCAAAGCUAUAGCGCAUAAUGUCCACAGAAAUUAUCACCAUUUUAAUAUGAUGUGCAUGUAUUUACCUGUAUGUCAAUUGUGGCACAUUUACAUUUAGGGAAUUUAGCAGACGCUUUUGUCCAAAGCGACUUACAAUAAGUACAUUUGUCAUAAGAAGUGCAUCAAUAUAUCGCUGUCGGUACAGAAAGGAUGUUCAUAGAACCAAGUGCAAGUACCACAAUCGCUAGGUUAAUCAAUUCCCCGUAUUACAGACAUGAUAGCAGCUGCUGCAGUUGCUACACAGUUAAGUGCUACAAUACAAUACAAUACUACAAUACAAUACAGUGUACAAUGGUGGUCAGAAGAGGAAGGGUGGCUAUUGCACCCAUUGCACUCCUGACCAUCCCUGGUAGAAGGGAUCCCCUACACUGCGUUUCUUCUCAAAAUUUCUUCCUUGCUGAUUCAAGGGAGUUUUUUCUUGCCCGUGUGGGGGCAUGGGUAAAGGGGGGUGUCACAAAUAUUUGGCCUGUUAAGCCCUUUGAGACUGUAAUGGUGAUUAAGGGUUAUACAAAUAAAAUUGAAUUGAACUGAACACUGAACUGAACUGAAUUGAACACACAGAACAUGAAGAACGUGAACGUAAUUAAUUAAAAUAGGCUAAAACAAAUAAGGCCAGUAAUAGAAAGAACAUCGGAACAUCGGGUGACAAGAAAAUCAUUAAAUCUCAUAAUCCCGCAUCAACUGUUUGAUGUCGCGCAUCAAAGAAGAACUUUGCCCCUGUGGAAGGGUUCGCAAGAAUUGGCAAAGGUAAUUGGUGAAGGAGAAGUGAAUGUCAUUCAUGUCUCUUUCCCUCAUCCUCUCUCUCUCCCUCUCUCUCUCAUUCUCUCUCUCCCUCUCUUCCACCCUUUCUCUCUCCCUUUCUCUCGCCUUCUCCAUCUCCUUCUCUCUAUCCUGACGGAUUUCCUGAAGCCUAUCGAGGAGGGCAGCCUCGCAUGGAUCUGCAAUCGGCCUGACGCUCUUCCUCUUUCUUUUGCCCCCACGGGAGGCUGAUGACGUCGGGGUAUGAGAUGAUGGGGUAACUGGGAGGGUGGUGGGAGGGUGGGGAUGAAGAAGAGAAGAGCUAGAGGCAGAACUCAUCUGGGUGGUGGAAGGGUCGGAUAGAGAGGAAGAGGUAGCAGAAGCCACUCGUGUCGCGGGGGAAGGGUGGGGUGGAAGAAGGGAAGAGGUAGAAGCCAUCACAGUGGUGGGAGGGUGAGAUGUGGAAGAGGUAGUGGUUAGAGGGUCAGAUGGAAGUGGACAUUGGGAUAGGGAUGAGGCGGGGUUGGGGGUUGAUGGAGGUGCCUGAUCUGCAUGGAAAAUAGGCCUUUCCUCCUCCUCAUCGUCUUCCUCACCUGCCUACAGAAAGACACCUAUUUUCAAACAUCCUGACCAAGUAAAUAGCCUACCAUUACCUACAUUGAACAGUCUCUCUCCACACACACACACACACACACACACACACACACACACACACACACACACACACACACACACACACACACACACACACACACACACACACACACACACACACACACACACACACACACACACACA
Gadus macrocephalus (Pacific cod) is the source of this 2961-nucleotide messenger RNA. RefSeq lists its product as uncharacterized. The transcript has 2 exons. Lineage: Eukaryota; Metazoa; Chordata; Actinopteri; Gadiformes; Gadidae. The record is from RefSeq and is a predicted model, not a curated record. Bases 91 to 1152 code for a protein of 353 amino acids.